This is a messenger RNA of Papaver somniferum (opium poppy), 1488 nucleotides long. RefSeq lists its product as uncharacterized. The coding region runs from base 1 to 1488 and encodes 495 amino acids. The transcript is spliced from 2 exons. Gene Ontology annotation, molecular function: nucleic acid binding. Lineage: Eukaryota; Viridiplantae; Streptophyta; Magnoliopsida; Ranunculales; Papaveraceae. The record is from RefSeq and is a predicted model, not a curated record.
AUGGAGAUAAUCGAGGAGCUGGAGGAGAUUGAGUUCAUUACGAACAAUGAAGAGUUGGAGGAGGAGUACAUGAUGAAUAACGAGUACAUGAUGAAUAACGAAGAGAUGGAGGAGAUGGAGUUCAGUAUGAACAAUGAAGAGCUGGAGGAGGAGUACAUGAUGAAUAACGAGUACAUGAUGAAUAACGAAGAGAUGGAGGAGAUGGAGUUCAGUAUGAACAAUGAAGAGACGGAGGAGACGGAUUCAAGCCCUUGUUUUCCUGAAACAAUCACAGAAACUCUUGAAGAAACGACACAUGCCGGAGAAUCAGGUGUUCCCACCAGAAAUAAAAAAAAUCUCACAAAUGAACAACGUCUAAGUAUUUUUCAUUUCUUAUUGAAAGAGAGUAACAACGGAAGAGUGCGAAAAGGCUCGGUUCCAAUGGCAGCGCAACUAUUUUCAGUAUCAGAGUCUACAGUAAAACGUAUAUGGAAACGAGGAAAAGAUUGUAAAGCAAAGGAUUUACCUUUUGACGCGUCUUCACGAAAACCAACCAGAGUUGGUCCUAAACCCAGUAAGGUUGAUUUAAGCAAGAUUAUGGAAAUACCAUUGCGACAACGUACUAGCAUAAGGUCCAUUGCCGAAGCUCUGAAUAUGCCCAACUCAACUGUACAUAGAUACGUCAAGAAAGGAGCAAUUAAAAAACACACGAACGCAAUAAAACCAGCCUUCACAUUAGACACCAAGAAAACACGGUUAGAAUUCUGUUUGGGAAUGCUUGAGCUUAACCCUUACAAGGAUAAUAUAAUGGUCAAGGCCAAUUAUGAUGUUAUACAUAUAGAUGAGAAGUGGUUCUUCAUGACAAAAGCAACAGAGAAUUACUACCUUCAUCCGGAAGAAACCGAACCAUAUCGUACAUGUCAAAGUAAAAGGUAUAUUUCCUUUUGUAACAAAGGAGGCAGCAAAGCAACGAGCAAAAAUCGUCCGGCUGGAACACUCGAAGAUAAACCAAUUGAAUCAUUGAACAAAGACGUUACAAGAUCUUGUUUGAUUAAGAAAUUAUUACCAGCCAUUCGGGAAAAGUGGCCAAACUAUAAUGGGGAAACUAUCUACAUCCAACAAGAUAAUGUGAAACCACAUAUUAAAGUGGAUGAUGAAGAAUUUUUAAAAGAAGCCGCAAAAGAAGGUUUUUAUAUUAGGUUGAGAUUCCAACCUUCACAAAGUCCCGACAUGAACGUUCUUGAUCUAGGGUUUUUCAGGUCUAUACAAUCGUUACAGCACAGAGAGGCGCCUACUACUGUUGGCGAACUUUUAUCGGCUGUGGAUAAAGCAUUUAAUGAAUUAUCGGCACAAGCUCUGAAUGACGUAUUCCUCUCAUUGCAACUAUGCAUGGUAGAGGUUCUAAAGCUUCAUGGAGGAAAAAAUUAUAAAUUGCAGCAUAUAGGGAAAAAAAACUUGCACGCAUUGGUGAACUUCCUACUCAAAUCGAAGUGGAUAAGAAUAUGGUGA